CUGAGCUGAGCGGGGCGGGCGGCGGCGGCGGGGCCCGAGCCCGAGAAGAUGGCGGUGCGGAAGAAGGACGGCGGCCCCAACGUGAAGUACUACGAGGCCGCGGACACCGUGACCCAGUUCGACAACGUGAGGCUCUGGCUCGGCAAGAACUACAAGAAGUACAUCCAAGCAGAGCCACCAACCAACAAGUCCCUGUCUAGCCUGGUGGUGCAGUUGCUGCAGUUUCAGGAAGAGGUUUUUGGCAAACAUGUCAGCAACGCACCACUUACUAAACUGCCGAUCAAAUGUUUCCUAGAUUUCAAAGCAGGCGGAUCCUUGUGCCACAUUCUUGCAGCUGCCUACAAAUUCAAGAGUGACCAGGGAUGGCGGCGUUACGAUUUCCAGAACCCGUCGCGCAUGGACCGCAAUGUGGAGAUGUUCAUGACCAUUGAGAAGUCCCUCGUGCAGAAUAAUUGCCUGUCCCGACCUAACAUUUUCCUGUGCCCAGACAUUGAGCCCAAACUUCUCGGGAAAUUAAAAGACAUUGUUAAGAGGCACCAGGGAACCGUCUCUGAGGAUAAGAGCAACGCCUCCCACGUUGUGUAUCCUGUGCCUGGGAACCUAGAAGAAGAGGAAUGGGUACGGCCUGUCAUGAAGAGAGAUAAACAGGUUCUUCUGCACUGGGGCUACUAUCCUGACAGCUACGAUACAUGGAUCCCAGCUAGCGAAGUUGAAGCACCCGUGGAGGACGCUCCCACGCCGGAGAAGCCUAGGAAGGUCCACGCGAAGUGGAUCCUGGACACAGACACGUUCAAUGAGUGGAUGAAUGAGGAAGACUACGAAGUCAGUGACGACAAAAGCCCUGUUUCCCGCCGAAAGAAGAUUUCAGCCAAGACGUUGACAGAUGAGGUAAAUAGCCCAGAUUCAGACAGACGGGACAAGAAGGGGGGCAACUAUAAGAAGAGGAAACGCUCUCCCUCUCCUUCGCCAACCCCCGAAGCUAAGAAGAAGAACGCUAAGAAAGGACCCUCAACGCCUUACACUAAGUCAAAGCGAGGUCACAGGGAAGAGGAACAGGAAGACCUGACAAAAGAUAUGGACGAGCCCUCUCCAGUCCCAAAUGUAGAAGAGGUGACACUCCCCAAAACAGUCAACACUAAGAAGGAGUCCGAGUCUGCUCCCGUCAGAGGAGGCACCGUGACUGACCUGGACGAACAGGACGACGAGAGCAUGGAGACCACUGGCAAGGAUGAGGACGAGAGCAGCACGGGCAACAAGGGCGAGCAGACCAAGAAUCCAGACCUGCACGAGGACAACGUGACCGAGCAGACCCACCACAUCAUCAUCCCCAGCUACGCCGCCUGGUUUGACUACAACAGUGUUCACGCCAUUGAACGGAGGGCUCUCCCUGAGUUCUUCAACGGCAAGAACAAGUCCAAGACUCCAGAGAUCUACCUGGCAUAUCGGAACUUCAUGAUUGACACUUACCGGCUGAACCCCCAGGAGUAUCUAACAUCCACUGCCUGUCGGAGGAACUUGGCGGGUGAUGUCUGCGCUAUCAUGAGGGUCCACGCCUUCCUGGAGCAGUGGGGUCUUAUUAACUACCAGGUGGAUGCUGAGAGCCGACCAACCCCAAUGGGGCCUCCUCCCACCUCUCACUUCCACGUCCUGGCGGACACGCCUUCGGGGCUGGUCCCUCUUCAGCCCAAGCCCCCACAGGGCCGCCAGGUUGAUGCUGAUACCAAGGCUGGGCGGAAGGGCAAAGAGCUGGAUGACCUGGUGCCAGAGGCGGCUAAGGGCAAACCAGAGCUGCAGAGCUCUGCUUCCCAACAAAUGCUCAACUUCCCUGACAAGGGCAAAGAAAAGCCCACGGACAUGCAGAACUUCGGGCUGCGCACAGAUAUGUACACAAAGAAGACGGUCCCUGCCAAGAGCAAAGCUGCAGCUAGUGCCACUCGGGAGUGGACGGAGCAGGAGACGCUGCUGCUCCUGGAGGCUCUGGAAAUGUACAAGGACGACUGGAACAAAGUGUCUGAGCACGUGGGAAGCCGCACGCAGGAUGAGUGCAUCUUGCAUUUUCUCCGCCUUCCCAUUGAAGACCCGUACCUGGAGGACUCAGAGGCCUCUCUAGGGCCCCUGGCCUACCAGCCCAUCCCCUUCAGCCAGUCGGGCAACCCUGUUAUGAGCACCGUUGCCUUCCUGGCCUCGGUCGUGGACCCCCGAGUUGCUUCUGCUGCUGCGAAGUCAGCCCUAGAAGAGUUCUCCAAAAUGAAGGAAGAGGUGCCCACGGCCUUGGUGGAAGCCCAUGUGCGCAAAGUAGAGGAAGCUGCCAAGGCUACGGGCAAGGCAGAUCCCGCCUUUGGUCUGGAAAGCAGCGGCAUUGCGGGGACCACCUCUGACGAGCCUGAGCGUAUUGAGGAAAGCGGCACUGAGGAGGCACGGGCGGAGGGCCAGGCAGCCGAUGAGAAGAAGGAGCCUAAGGAAGCUCGGGAAGGAGGGGGCGCUGCAGAGGAAGAGGCGAAGGAGGAGACAAGUGAGGCUUCCAAGAAGGAUGAGGAGAAAGGGAAAGAAGGCGACAGUGAGAAGGAGUCGGAGAAGAGUGAUGGCGACCCAGUGGUUGAUCCUGAGAAGGACAAGGAGCCAAAAGAAGGACAGGAGGAAGUGCUGAAGGAAGUGGAGUCAGAGGGGGAGAGGAAGACGAAGGUAGAGCGAGACAUCGGUGAAGGCAACCUGUCCACAGCUGCCGCUGCCGCCCUGGCUGCUGCAGCCGUCAAGGCCAAGCACUUGGCUGCUGUGGAGGAGAGAAAGAUCAAGUCUUUGGUGGCGCUGCUGGUGGAGACCCAGAUGAAGAAACUGGAGAUCAAACUCCGCCAUUUUGAGGAGCUGGAGACGAUCAUGGACCGGGAGCGAGAAGCACUAGAGUACCAGAGGCAGCAGCUCCUGGCCGACCGACAAGCCUUCCACAUGGAGCAGCUCAAGUACGCAGAGAUGAGGGCCCGGCAGCAGCACUUCCAACAGAUGCACCAGCAGCAGCAGCAGCAGCCACCAACCCUGCCGCCAGGCUCCCAGCCCAUCCCUCCCACAGGAGCCGCCGCCGCCACCGGGCCACCCACAGUCCAUGGACUAGCUGUGGCUCCAGCCGCUGUGGCCCCUGCGCCUGCGGGCAGUGGAGCCCCUCCCGGAAGCUUGGGCCCUUCUGAACAGAUUGGGCAGGCAGGGACAACUGCAGGGCCACAGCAGCCGCAACCAGCUGGAGCGCCCCAGCCUGGGGCAGUCCCACCAGGGGUACCGCCCCCUGGACCCCAUGGCCCCUCACCGUUCCCUAACCAACAAACUCCUCCCUCAAUGAUGCCAGGGGCAGUGCCGGGCAGCGGGCACCCAGGCGUGGCGGGUAAUGCUCCUUUGGGUUUGCCUUUUGGCAUGCCGCCUCCUCCUCCUGCUGCUCCAUCCGUCAUCCCAUUCGGUAGUUUAGCUGAGUCCAUUAGUAUUAACCUCCCCCCUCCUCCUAACCUGCAUGGACAUCACCACCAUGUCCCGUUUGCCCCGGGCACUAUCCCCCCACCUAACCUGCCUGUGUCCAUGGCGAACCCUCUACAUCCUAACCUGCCGGCGACCACCACCAUGCCAUCUUCCUUGCCUCUCGGGCCGGGGCUCGGAUCCGCCGCAGCCCAGAGCCCUGCCAUUGUGGCAGCUGUUCAGGGCAACCUCCUGCCCAGUGCCAGCCCGCUGCCAGACCCAGGCACCCCCCUGCCUCCAGACCCCACAGCUCCAAGCCCAGGCACAGUUACCCCUGUGCCACCUCCACAGUGAGGAACCAGCCAGCCAUCUCUUCCCCCCUCACUCCCUGAGGAGAUCACAGUUCCAGGAACAGCCCUCCCCCACUACUGGGACGCUCUCUCAGCCUGGAGAGUUCAUCACUACGUAAGGAAAGCUCCUGUCCCUCCACCGCCCCGCACACCCCGCAGAGGUGUGCAGUUUUAUAUCCAGUUAUUACCCAUGGACUUCUAACCAAAAGAUGUUCCUUAUGCCUGGGAGAGAGAAGGGGACUGUGCCCUCACAGGAAGGUUAGGGAAAGAUGUUUAUACAGGUUCUACUAGCUGCUUCUGAGGGUGGACCCCUUCAGAGUUACUGCAUUUUGAGGUAGAUAACAUGAAAAUGAAAAAGUAAGCCCUUUAAAAGGGAGGUUUUGGCCAGGCGUGGUGGUGCACACCUUUAAUCCCAGCACUCGGGAGGCAGAGGCAGGUGGAUCUCUGUGAGUUCGAGGCCAGCCUGGUCUACAAAGUGAGACCAAAACAGCCAGGGCCACA
Messenger RNA from Acomys russatus (golden spiny mouse), 4286 nucleotides. It is a transcript of the gene Smarcc2, whose product is annotated as SWI/SNF related, matrix associated, actin dependent regulator of chromatin subfamily c member 2. Gene Ontology annotation, biological process: positive regulation of DNA-templated transcription. NCBI's taxonomy places the organism in Eukaryota, Metazoa, Chordata, Mammalia, Rodentia, Muridae. The record is from RefSeq and is a predicted model, not a curated record. Gene Ontology annotation, molecular function: nucleosomal DNA binding; histone binding. The transcript is spliced from 29 exons. Bases 49 to 3789 code for a protein of 1246 amino acids. Gene Ontology annotation, cellular component: SWI/SNF complex; npBAF complex; nBAF complex.